Molecule: messenger RNA, 3768 nt
Organism: Mus pahari (shrew mouse)
Lineage: Eukaryota; Metazoa; Chordata; Mammalia; Rodentia; Muridae
Gene: Kcng4
Product: potassium voltage-gated channel modifier subfamily G member 4
Exons: 3
Coding region: 483-2003 (506 amino acids)
Biological process (GO): potassium ion transmembrane transport; protein homooligomerization
Cellular component (GO): voltage-gated potassium channel complex; membrane
Molecular function (GO): delayed rectifier potassium channel activity
Source: RefSeq, a predicted model, not a curated record
CUAAGCCCUUCCCGGCAGCACCCCCACCCCCAUCUCAGGCAGGACCAUGCUGGCUGUCCCCGUGGGACUUGGAGCACCAAGUCCAAUGCUGAGGCAGGACAGCUGGCCCAGCUCCCUGCAGCAUCCGGACCUUCGGCUUCCAGGAGGAGGGAGGACUUCGGAGCCCUUCUAGAGAGCCACCUUGUGCCUCUGCUCUUCUGCGGAGUCAGACUGAAUGAACUUCUGCUCUAUAGAGGAAGUGGGAAAAGAAUUGGACGCUGACCCUCUGCCAGGGCUGCUAUGUUGGGAGCUGGUUUUGAUUUGUGUUUUGUUUUUUAUGGGGGGGGUCUUCUCAUUUCCCCCUACCUCUCUGUCACAAACCUGUCUUUUCCUGGUCACUGAGACAUGGGCUCCCCAUGCCCGGCAGAGAACUGGCUGGGAACACACUUCCUAAAACAAGCGACAGGUGAGCCCACUGCUCCCUGGCCUGACAGUCCGAAGCAAUGCCCAUGUCUUCCAGAGACGGGGACUUGCAUCCUGGACACCAUCAUUUUGGCUCCUGCAGUCCCUUGAGUCAGCUCUGGCCGGGUCCCGAGCCUCAGUCAGUCAAGGGCCUUUACUACCGCAGGGCCCGGAAGGUGGGCAACCUGGACGCCUCUCCAGAGGCCAGCCUGAAGGAGAUCCUGGUAAACGUGGGUGGCCAGCGGUACCUGCUGCCCUGGAGCACCCUGGAUGCCUUCCCGCUUAGCCGCCUGAGCAGGCUCCGGCUGUGCCGCAGCUAUGAGGAGAUCACGCAGCUCUGUGAUGACUACGACGAGAACAGCCAGGAGUUCUUCUUCGACAGGAACCCCAGCGCCUUCGGGGUGAUCGUGAGCUUCCUGGCCGCGGGAAAGCUGGUGCUUCUGCGAGAGAUGUGCGCCCUGUCCUUCCGGGAGGAGCUGAGCUACUGGGGCAUCGAGGAAACCAACCUGGAGCGCUGCUGCCUGCGCAAGCUGCUGAAGAAGCUGGAGGAGGCGGCCGAGCUGCGCCGGGAGGAGGAUGCCCAGCGCCAGCAGCAGCGCCAGGCCUGCCACUCCGAGGUGCACGCUUCGCGAUGGGCCCGCAGCAUGAACCAGCUGCGGGAGAUGGUGGAGGACCCACAGUCCGGGCUGCCCGGGAAGGUCUUCGCCUGCCUCUCCGUGCUCUUCGUGGCAACCACGGCUGUCAGCCUGUGUGUGAGCACCAUGCCCGACUUCAGGGCUGAGGAGGACAAGGGAGAAUGCACUAGAAAAUGCUACUACAUCUUCGUGGUGGAGUCCAUCUGUGUGGCCUGGUUCUCGCUGGAGUUUUGCCUGCGUUUUGUCCAGGCCCCGAACAAAUGUCAGUUCUUCCGCGGGCCCCUGAAUGUCAUCGACAUUCUAGCCAUCUCCCCAUACUACGUGUCGCUCGCAGUGUCUGACGAGUCCCCGGAGGCAGGCGAUAGGCCAAGCGGCAGCUCCUACCUGGAGAAAGUGGGGCUGGUCCUGCGUGUUCUGCGGGCUCUACGUAUCCUCUACGUCAUGCGCCUGGCUCGCCACUCGCUGGGGCUGCAGACGCUGGGCCUCACUGUGCGCCGCUGCGCCCGAGAGUUUGGCCUCCUGCUGCUCUUCCUAGGGGUGGCGGUUACCCUCUUCUCUCCUUUGGUCUACGUGGCUGAGAAUGAAUCUGGAAGGGUCCUGGAGUUCACUAGCAUACCCGCAUCCUAUUGGUGGGCCAUCAUCUCCAUGACUACCGUGGGCUAUGGGGACAUGGUCCCUCGCAGCGUGCCGGGACAGAUGGUGGCUCUGAGCAGCAUCCUUAGUGGGAUCCUCAUUAUGGCUUUCCCGGCCACAUCCAUCUUCCACACGUUCUCUCACUCCUAUCUGGAGCUGAAGAGGGAGCAGGAGCAGGUCCAGGCCCGCCUCCGGCGUCUUCAGAACACCAAUUCGGCCAGCGAACGGGAGCUCCUGAGUGACGUAGAUGAUCUGGUCCCUGAGGGUCUGACCUCCCCAGGCCGCUACAUGUAAUACCACCUUAGGAAUGUGCCAUAGCUUCAACCCAUCCCAUGACUGAGACGGGCUCCCACAUCUCUCUGAUGGACCGCCUGAGCAUGUGAGCUCAGAAUACUUACUGACUUACUUCCAAAGCAGGAAAGGUGCCAGGUGACAUCAUUGGCAUGAUCCUGGGCCCAUCCCUAUUCCUUCCCCAGCUCCCUGCCAGUCACUGGGCACUGACCAUCUUGCCAUACUGGAUGGUCAGUAUGGUUCUUUUCCCUUCUUUGCAAACUCUAUGCUAUUCCACCCUGGACUCUGGAUGCUCACAGAACUGACUUCCACUAAGAGCCAAAUACAGAGUCUGCAGAUUUCCACCUUCUCCCUCAGACCCCCUGUCCUGGGCCACACCACUCCUGAGAAUCAGAGAGCUCUGUCACUGAGACCUGCUCAGAGCUCCACACAGCCUGAGAGUCUUCCAGACAGAUCUUGUGUUCUCAUACUGCCUUCCACCGCCAACCAUAUUGCCAAAUGCCAUGGAACACCUACUGUUCUAGAAGCUCUUAGCCAAGAAGGCAGCCCUGGCCACUUCAGCAAAUCCUGUCAGGUUCUCAUGGCUGCAAGCCUGCUGUCACCUGCAACACGCCUGGGGACCUACCUGGGCAGGAGGGCCACCUGCAAGUACCCAGUUGGCCACCUGGACUCUGGGUGGACAUUCCUAGUUAUCCAGCUCUUAGCCUUGACAAGGGGACUCUGAGAACUGUAUAAUGUUCCUUCAGGAGGAACCUCAGUCAGCUAAAUGUGGCUGACAGCUCAGCAGGACAGCCUUAGGCAUUCCUGGUUCUAGCUCCCUGCUCGCUCGUGACCCACACUGAUGGAGGACAGGCACCCCUGCUGUCUCUGUGUCCACAUAUCCAUGGGCUCAUCUGUCCACACACUCAGCCCUGAGAUCCAUAGAGACGCAGAUCGCUCUGCCUUACAGGGACAAAUCUGAAAUAAAGGGACCUCUGAGCAGCUGGUACCCUGAAGUUUCCCAAGACAAUGGGGGCUAUUGCUGAAGAGUCCCUUGCGGGGGGGGGGGGGGGGGCAGAGCAAUAGGGCAGGCUAGGAUCGGGAGCCGGUGGACCUCAGAGCAUGGUGACUGUUCUACGGUUGAGGACAAGGUUGACAGUCCAAGGGGCCGUGAGACAGAGUGGAAGUAGGAGUGACCUGUGGGUUCAACUCCUCUACAACACUACCAGUCUGGCCCAGCACACUUGUGAGAGAUCGCUGUGCCAUUUUUCAGGAGUCACGCAGUCCUGCUGUCAUUUGAUAUUGGCUGGGAGGCCACUGGGGAAGGUACAAGGGGUAACAGGGAAAUAGACAGGACCCUGUGACUCUGACAUGGUUCAUGUGUGGAUACAGUCAGUACUGCACCCCGCUAACACGUUGGUCUUUCCACUACUAUUGAGCUGAGCUCUGCUGCGUGCCACACCCCCACUUUCCCGACUGUCGCCACAUGGCCAAGAGCUCUGCCCAGAAAAGCCCCAGCAUCUACCCUAAAGUGCAUCUUGAUGGGAAUUCUCACAUCCUCUGACUCCCCAAACAGAUGUACACACAUGCCCCCAUCCCUCUAGACCUCAAGGUGCGGGGAGCACCCUGAGUCCUUCUCAAGCUCUCAGGUCUCAAGCAAGCCCUUUAUGUCGCACUAGGAGAGCUGAGGCCCACGGUGUGAUGCUUAGCUCCAGGAAUUGGCUAGCAGAGUCCUGGGGGGACCUGAAUGUAUUCUGAGAACAUAUUAAAAAUAGCUAUGUUAACCUUU